Molecule: messenger RNA, 3036 nt
Organism: Oryctolagus cuniculus (rabbit)
Lineage: Eukaryota; Metazoa; Chordata; Mammalia; Lagomorpha; Leporidae
Gene: QSOX1
Product: quiescin sulfhydryl oxidase 1
Biological process (GO): protein folding
Cellular component (GO): Golgi membrane
Molecular function (GO): protein disulfide isomerase activity; flavin-dependent sulfhydryl oxidase activity
Source: RefSeq, a predicted model, not a curated record
CGAGGAGCCGCGGCACCGCCCCGGCACCGACCGGUCCCAAACUUGUGCGCGGUGGUGGGCGCAGCCGCCGAGGAUGAGGAGGUGCGGCCGCCGCUCGGGGCCGCUGCUGCCGCUGCUGCUGCUGCUCGCGGCGCCCGGCGCCCUGGCGGCCCCGCGAUCGGCGCUCUACUCGCCCUCCGACCCGCUGACGCUGCUGCAGGCGGACACGCUGCGUGGCGCCGUGCGGGGCUCCCGCAGCGCCUGGGCCGUGGAGUUCUUCGCCUCCUGGUGCGGCCACUGCAUCGCCUUCGCCCCGACGUGGAAGGCGCUCGCCCGCGACGUCAAAGAUUGGAGACCAGCGCUGAAUCUCGCUGCCCUGGACUGCGCCGACGAGACCAACAGUGCGGUGUGCAGAGACUUCAACAUUCCUGGCUUCCCGACUGUGAGGUUCUUCAAGGCGUUUUCCAAGGAUGGCUCAGGAACCACGCUGCCAGUGGCCGGGGCCGACGUGCCGACGCUGCGGGAGAGGCUCAUCGACGCCCUGGAGACCCACCGUGACACGUGGCCCACGGCCUGCCCUCCCUUGGAGCCUGCCAGGAUGAAGGAGAUCGAUGGCUUUUUUGCAAGAAGCGACAAGGAGUAUCUGGCCCUGAUCUUCGAGAAGGAAGGCUCCUACCUGGGUCGAGAGGUGACCCUGGACCUGUCCCAGCACCAAGGCAUGGCGGUGCGCCGGGUCCUGAACACCGAGAGUGACGUGGUGAGCAGGUUCGGUGUCACCGACUUCCCGUCUUGCUACCUGCUGUCUCGGAACGGCUCUGUCUCCCGCGUGCCUGUGCUCAAGGAGACCCGGGCGUUCUACACGGCCUACCUGCAGAGACUGUCUGGGCUCACCAGGGAGGCCUCGCGCUCCACGGUGGCGCCGACCACGGCUCACAGGAUAGCGCCCACGGUGUGGAAAUCUGCAGAUCGCUCCAAGGUCUACAUGGCUGACCUGGAAUCCGCACUGCACUACAUCCUGCGGGUAGAAGUGGGCAGGUUCUCGCUCCUGGAGGGGCAGCGCCUGGUGGCCUUGAAAAAGUUCGUGGCAGUGUUGGCAAAGUACUUCCCUGGCCGGCCCUUGGUGCAGAACUUCCUGUACUCCGUAAACGACUGGCUCAAGAGACAGCAGAAAAAGAAAAUCCCCUACAGUUUUUUAAAAACUGCCCUGGACAGCAGGAAGGAGGAUGCUGUCCUGGCCAAGAAGGUGAACUGGAUUGGCUGCCAGGGCAGCGAGCCACAUUUCCGGGGCUUCCCCUGCUCCCUGUGGGUCCUCUUCCACUUCCUGACCGUGCAGGCCAGCCGGCGAAGUGCAAACCACCCCCAAGAGGCAGUCAAGGGCCAGGAGGUCCUCCAGGCCAUCCGGGGCUACGUCCGCUUCUUCUUUGGCUGCCGAGAGUGCGCGGGCCACUUUGAGCAGAUGGCUGCUGCCUCCAUGCACAAGGUGGGGAGCCCCAACGACGCCGUCCUCUGGCUUUGGUCCAGCCACAACAGGGUCAACGCCCGCCUCGCAGGCGCCCCCAGCGAGGACCCCCAGUUCCCCAAGGUGCAGUGGCCGCCCCGUGAACUCUGCUCCGCCUGCCACAACGAACUCCAGGGCACGCCGGUGUGGGACGUGGGUGCCACUCUCAACUUCCUCAAGGGCCACUUCUCCCCUGGAAACAUCGCCCUGGACCCCCCUCCAGCUGGGCGGGCCCCCCGGAGGGGGCCACAGGCUGUGGCGGCUGCCCCGAAGCUGGUGGUGGGCGCCCUGGAGUUGACGACCGGCAACGCCACUCUGGAGGCGGAGUCCCCCAGGGCCACUGUCCCUGGUGCUGCAGCCCAGGGACCCGAGGCGGGUCACCCCGAGCCAGAGCCGCAGGGGGCUGUGCUGGGGCAGCGACGCCUGAGCAGGAGAGACACGGGGGCUGUGCUGCUGGCCGGCAACCAGCCCCGGGGCCCUUCAGAGCUGAGGCGUGUGGGUCGCGGUGCUGAGCUGCUGGCCGGCAUCCUGGAGGAGGAGCCCAGGGCGGGAGCCAGGCGGGCCCCAGGCCAAUGGCUGCAGGUCUUGGGCGGCGGCUUCUCCCACCUGGAUGCCAGCCUCUGCGUGGGGCUCUACUCCCUGUCCUUUAUGGGCCUGCUGGCCGUGUACACCUUCUUCCGGGCCAGGAUAAGGGCCCUGAAGGGCCAUGCGGGCCACUCUGCAGCCUGAGCCACUGCGCAUGCGUGCGAGGGGGCAGGAGCAGCAGCCACCACCUCACCGCUCCCGUCCCACCAGCCCAGGACGGUGGGGUGUCCGCGAGAACCAGUUACCCCAUGGGCCCCCCUGGGGCUGCUGGGAAGGAGAGUUCCAUGGAUCAGGGUCCAGGCUCACCGGCCCCCACGGGCAGUGGUCUGGGGCGGCUCAGCCCCUCGCCUCUCCACCUGCGUCCUGUUUCCCAGCUCAUCUGAGGUCCUACCCCAUUCCCACCAAAGCUUCAAUCUCUCUUGCUUGGUCUUGGGCAACUGAGGCCAGGGUUUCCAAGGUACUGCAGCCAGAGGAGGGUGCCCCCACCCCCAGCCGGGUGGGCUCGAGUCAGACUCCACAGCGCCCUUCUGGACAGGAAGUGGCCUCUGUGGCAGCCCCUCAGACUUCCUGGGGGUCUGGGUCCCUGGGGUCUGCCGCAGGGCGUGUCGGGUGGGGUUUGUGGGGACCUGCCUGGCCGAGUUGGCCUAGGACAAGGAGGAGGCUGGGGUCGACAGUGCCUUGGUUCUGGGAAGCCACAGAGAAAGGUGGUGGCUGCAGAUGUGUUUGGCUUGGCCCCCUUGGGCUUCGUCUCCCCCCCUGAGCUGGGUCUUGCCUUUUUACUUUGGUCCCCAAAUCGAUGCUCACGUUGGAUGUGGAGGUUGUGGGGUUGAGGACGGCGUGGGAGCAGCUUCCCUCUCGGGGCUCCCCCUCCCGCUGGGGAGGGGAAGGAGGGCAGUGCUGUUCCCACGCUUGCUUCCCACUGCACCCCCCACCGCUUGGGAGGGCUGUGGAAUAAAUUAUUUUUGUUAAGGCAA